CCCAUAUCUGUCUGCAAAAGAUAACGAGAUGUUCCAUAGUAAUGUGGAGUUGAAAAUUAUUUUUCUUCUAACUGGUUGCAUGGCAGCUUUCCGCCGAUUUCCCUCUCCACAUAUUUUCCUGAAUGUUCUUUCUGAUGAAGUGACUGAAGGAGAUUCUCUCAAGAUAGCAUGUUUUGCACCCAGUAAAUACAUGGAUGGUUGGUUUUUUUUGUUCAAGAAUAAUGAAUCCAAGGCACUGAAGACUUUGCCUGCUGCAGAGGCUCAGCAUAAUGUUACCUUCCUUCUGGAAAAUGUGAAGACUAGAGAUGGGGGCAGGUAUAGAUGUCAGUAUGGGCUCUAUAAUGGGAGUCAGUUGCAGGAGUCUGAAUUUAGCCAAGUCCUGGAGAUUACAGUGAAGGGUGCAGCCUGGUUUCUCCCCAUUACCUUUUGUGUAACUGGAAUUCUGCUUUUGGUUCUGAUCCUCUCUGCAGCUGUGGGAACAACCGCAUACUUUAAAAGAAGAAAGAAGAAAAGGAAGCUGAAGUCCUGCUGGGCAGAAACAAACUAUCCCACUGCAGAGACAUCCUUUGACAACUGUAUGUUCAUCAUUUCAGAGAAAUCAAACCAGGAAAUCAGACCAACAAUAGAAAACCCAGGUGCUUCAAUCUCCUCAGCCACCAGCCCAAGACUAGUAUCCAGAAUCUCCCUGGAAAAGCAAGAUUUCUCCACAUUCAGAGCAUCAGAAUGAAAUCCUAAAUGAAAACAUAUCAUACAGCCUUAGUAUAAAACUAUAAAAAGAAUUAGAUAACCUUCUGCACCAAAGAGUUUGCUCACCUUUUCUAAGCAAUGGGAUAGAGAGGCACCUGCAACUAAUUACAUUAAGCCCAAAAUGUGGUUUACAAUGUCAGGUUGGAAAUUCUGCUGACAAAUACAAAUGGAGUGGACUUUGCAUUGGAAUUUCGUGAUGCAUAAUUUCAUUGUUUGUCUCCUAUGGACUGACAUAGUGGGACAUUCAGAAUAUGUUUCUUAGUUCAAAGCAAUAAAGGUUUGUGACAUAUUAAAGACUAACAUGUUUAUUAAGGCAUUAAGAAAAUAAUAAACAUGGAAAAUCAUAACAUGUUCAACUGAAACAAAUUAAAAUGUUAAAUUGCUGGUUUAAAAUGUACCAUGAAUUCAAUUAAAUCAGACUUAAUUUAGUUUGUGGGUUUUAAAAUAAAUAAAUCUAUUGCUAGUAUGGUUGAAUAAUUCCUACAAUUUUCUGUAAAUAAUUAUCUUCCACUGAAAAUGAAAUUAAUUUUUAUAUUUCAGAAACCUUUGCCUCCACAUUUGUUUUAUUUCCUAGACCAUUUUUUUCUAAGAUUCUCAUAUUGGGGUGGGUGUGAAUCCAAUUUGAAAAAGUUUGUUUGUUGUUCACGUUUUGUUUGUUGAAUGAGCCACAUUGAAUGAGUCCACACAAUAUCCUAAAGCAAAAUCCUAUAAGCCAUGUUAUUAUUUGGUGUGGUAUGUGAACCCAGGCACUGAGACCACAAUCCUGAAACAAUUUAAAGUCUCUCCUAUUCUUGGCAUCUUGUGUUCAGCAGGUGGCCUUAAAGUGAUCUUCUGCUCUCAGAAACUGAAAUCUGCACUCAUUUCCAUCAGUACAUCUGAUUGGAAAGACAAACUGGUUCAGAUGGUUCUAUAGUCCAGACAGAUUAUUUGCUUGAACAUUUAAAUACUAACCUAUUUGCUGUCUUCCACUAACACAAGGAAAAAAUGGUUUAUUAUCAGUAAUAUUUUUAUCCAGUUCAACAAUGUUUAUCUACUCCUAUAUUCCUCUGCUGUUUUUGAACAGUUUGUUAAUUUGUGACAAAAAUGUUUAAAUAUUCCUGCUGUUUCUUCCAUAUCUUCUAAAGAUUAAAGAUGAAACUCAUUUUU
Molecule: messenger RNA, 1893 nt
Organism: Pantherophis guttatus
Lineage: Eukaryota; Metazoa; Chordata; Lepidosauria; Squamata; Colubridae
Gene: C2H19orf38
Product: chromosome 2 C19orf38 homolog
Source: RefSeq, a predicted model, not a curated record